AUGGCAGGUAACUUAUCAGCGGAAGAUGCGACAAGGCUUGUUGAUUUCGUGAAUGAUAAGAUCCAGAGCAUCGAAGACCUACAGAGUUUGGAUACCCUUCUUCAGAGCCUCCAAGAGCAGCAAGAUAUCCAGAGACAACAGCUACGGGAAGCGGAGGAGAUCCUUAAAAAUGCCACGAAGGCUUCGAAUGAGCAUGCGGAGGCGGUUCGAAAAGAGGCAGAGGCAUUCAAACAACACCAGGCUGAUAUAGACCGUCGCUUACUGGUUGUGACGCAAUCGGAACACAGCGAUGAGGCGGUUCGCAAAUUUGAAGAUAGCAUUGCUAGAUUACAGAGACUUGAUGUGUCUCAAGGCUAUUUGGAGUUGUUAAGCUCCGUUGAUCAAUUGAAUAAGGAUGCGAUGAAGACCAUGAAAUCAUCCCCGCAUGAUGCCUUACGAUCAUAUGCGCAGCUUCGUUCCAUUGAGACGUCUAUAUCAACUGGCCAGGAUACUGUUGAAGGGGCAACUCCGUACCUCCUUGACUAUGUAAUGAAAGUCUCGGGGAGUUUAAAAGACUCCAUUCGUGUGGAAUAUACGGAUAAAUUACAAAAUAUUCUGGACAAAAUGAAGUGGCCCAUGAAGGAACUUCCAACGGAAUCAUUGAUCGAUGAAUGGAUGCGUUGGUGUGAUCUACUCCUAGAGUUCCAGGAGCCUGAUUUUGGGAGCGUCACAAUUAAAAAAGGCCCCGAAGACCAGUCUGAGUUGCCGAUUCUACUUCCCCUAGAAGUCAUGUCUCGACCCCUAGAGCUUCGGUUUAAGUAUCACUUCAGCGGUGACAGACCUACAAAUAGGCUAGACAAGGUAUUAUCGUCUUCCCGCAAUACAAUGGAGUUGAUUUUUUACUAA
Molecule: messenger RNA, 885 nt
Organism: Trichophyton benhamiae CBS 112371
Lineage: Eukaryota; Fungi; Ascomycota; Eurotiomycetes; Onygenales; Arthrodermataceae
Exons: 4
Coding region: 1-885 (294 amino acids)
Biological process (GO): endoplasmic reticulum to Golgi vesicle-mediated transport; retrograde vesicle-mediated transport, Golgi to endoplasmic reticulum; regulation of ER to Golgi vesicle-mediated transport
Cellular component (GO): Dsl1/NZR complex
Source: RefSeq, a predicted model, not a curated record